AUGCCACCUACAAAAGACGUAGAUGCUGCAUCAGCUCUGGCAGGCGCAACAAAUUCUUCGCGAAGCAAAAAAUGGGCCCCGCCAUCCCCUUUCUACCUGCCUUUGAACGUUGCCCUCUACCUCUGCCUCAUAGCCAACGUACUCGCUGCUUUAUAUGCUCCAAUUCAGGAUUGCGAUGAAGUCUUCAACUUUUGGGAGCCUGCCCACUACCUAGGUCACGGAUAUGGACUCCAGACGUGGGAGUACUCCCCAGUCUACUCGAUUCGCAGCUGGCUCUAUAUUUCUGCCCAUGCAUUCAUCGGGAAAUUAAGCUCAUUUGCUGUCAAAGACAAGGCCUCUGAAUUCUAUGCGAUCCGGAUCUUCCUGGCCAUUGUUAGCUCUGCCUGCCAGACCAGGCUGUACGCCGCCAUCUGCCGCACGCUUAGCCCACGGAUCGGUCUCGUUUUUCUGGCGGUCAUCCUCUUCAGCCCCGGUAUGUUCCACGCGUCCACGGCUUUCCUCCCGUCUAGCUUCACAAUGUACAUGUCUAUGCUCGGGUUGACGGCUUUCUUGGAUUCGAGAGGAAGUCAGAAAACGGCUCAGGGAAUUAUGUGGUUUGGACUCGGCGCAAUCGUCGGUUGGCCAUUUGCUGGAGCUCUCCUUCUUCCACUCUUGUUAAGAGAGGCGGUUCUUGGCUUUUUUAGUGCAAAUCUGCCCAGGCUGUGUCGCGGAAUUUUCGACGGUGCUAUCAGAUGUCUCACGAUCAUGGUUGCCGAGGUCAUGGUAGACCAUGUAUUCCUGCGCAAGCUCGUAGUCGUGCCGUGGAACAUCGUCGCGUACAAUGUUUUCGGAGGAGAAGGUCGAGGGCCCGGCAUCUUCGGAACCGAACCGUGGACGUUCUAUAUUAGGAACCUGCUGCUCAACUUUAAUGUUUGGUUCGUAUUCGCCAUGGCUGCUGCGCCCUUGCUGGUCCUCCAGGUUGUUCUUCCUUCUCAAGCGACCGACAAGCAAACCUUGCUGAGGCGCCUAGCUCUCAUCACUCCCUUCUACAUGUGGUUUGCGAUAUUCACAGCUCAGCCUCACAAGGAAGAGAGGUUUAUGUAUCCGGCUUAUCCGUUCCUUGCCCUAAAUGCAUCCAUCUCGGUGCAUAUGAUUUUGUCGUAUCUUGGCUCUAGUGAUCCCAAAAAGCUCGCCGGACGCUUUGCCCCCAAGAUCAAAUUUGCAGCAGUGAUGUCUGUGUUUUUCCUAGCCAUCAGCGUGGGCUUCCUGCGAACACUGGGCAUGAUUACCGCUUAUAAUGCUCCAUUGAAGGUUUUCGCGCCCCUGGAGCAGCCUGGGGUGGCUCAGACUGGUGAUUCGCUGUGUCUGGGCAAGGAGUGGUACCGGUUCCCUUCUUCCUUCUUCCUCCCACAUGACAUGCAAGCGAGGUUCAUUCGCAGCGAGUUUCGUGGACUGCUCCCAGGCCAGUUCCCAGUUGCCAAGGACUUGGCUUCUCUUUUGCAGGGCACCUCGCAGAUCCCGGGGGGUAUGAAUGAUCGAAACGAGGAAGACCUUGGCAAAUACGUGGACAUUUCGCGAUGCUCCUUCCUGGUUGAUUCCCACUUCCCAAGUAGAGAAGCAACCGAGCUGGAGCCUGACUAUGUUCAUGAUGAAACACAGUGGGAGAAGCUGGCAUGCCACGAUUUCCUCGACGCCUCCCAGACGGGUCUUCUCGGCCGCCUUGUCUGGACUCCAGAUUUGCCUAUAGUGCCGCAAUCGCUGCAACGCCACUGGGGACAGUACUGUCUACUCCGACGGCGCAAUACUGAUGCAAACCCCGGGUAUUGA
Molecule: messenger RNA, 1806 nt
Organism: Aspergillus homomorphus CBS 101889
Lineage: Eukaryota; Fungi; Ascomycota; Eurotiomycetes; Eurotiales; Aspergillaceae
Product: dolichyl-P-Man:Man(6)GlcNAc(2)-PP-dolichol alpha-1,2-mannosyltransferase
Exons: 4
Coding region: 1-1806 (601 amino acids)
Biological process (GO): protein N-linked glycosylation
Cellular component (GO): endoplasmic reticulum membrane
Molecular function (GO): alpha-1,2-mannosyltransferase activity
Source: RefSeq, a predicted model, not a curated record